AUGCAGCCCCAGCCCCAGCCCUCUAUCCUCACCUCCAUGCAGCCCAGCCUCUAUCUCACCUCCAUGCAGCCAGCCUCCAUCCUCACCUACAUGCGCCCAGCCUCUAUCUCACCUCCAUGCAGCCCAGCCCUCUAUCCUCACCUCCAUGCAGCCCCAGCCCCUCUUAUCCUCACCAUCCAUGCAGCCCAGCCCCACCCCAGCCCCUCUAUCCUCACCUCCAUGCAGCCCCAGUUCCGCCCUCUAUCCUCAACCUCCAUGCAGCCCCAGCCCUCCAUCCUCACCUCCAUGCAGCCCCAGCCCCCUCUAUCCUCACCUCCAUGCAAGCCCCAGCCCUCUAUCCUCACCUCCAUGCAGCCCCAGCCCCUUCCCAUCCCUCACUCCAUGCAGCCCACCUCCUAUCCUCACCUCCAUGCAGCCCCAGCCCUCUAUCCUCACCUCCAUGCAGCCCAGCCCUCUAUCCUCACCUCCAUGCAGCCCCAGCCCUCUAUCCUCACCUCCAUGCAGCCCCAGCCCUCUAUCCUCCACCUCCAUGCAGCCCGCCCCUUAUCCUCACCUCCAUGCAGCCCCAGCCCUCUAUCCUCACCUCCAUGCAGCCCCAGCCCUCUAUCCUCACCUCCAUGCGCCCCAGCCCUCUACCUCACCUCAUCAGCCCAGCCCUCCAUCCUCAACUCCAUGCAGCCCCGCCUCAUCCUCACCUCCAUGCAGCCCCAGCCCUCUUUCCUCACCUCCAUGCAGCCCACCCUCUAUCCUCACCUCCAUGCAGCCCCAGCCCUUUCUCCUCACCUCCAUGCAGCCCCAGCCCUCUAUCCUCACCUCCAUGCAGCCGAGCCCCUCUAUCCUCACCUCCAUGCAGCCCCAGCCCUCUUAUCCUCACCCUCCAUGCAGCCCCAGCCCUCUAUCCUCACCUCCAUCCCCAGCCCCAGCCCUCUAUCCUCACCUCCAUGCAGCCCCAGCCCAGCCUCUAUCCUCACCUCCCAUGCAGCCCCAGCCCUCUAUCCUCACCUCCAUGCAGCCCCAGCCCAGCCCUCUAUCCUCACCUCCAUGCAGCCCCAGCCCUCCAAUCCUCACCUCCAUGGCAGCCCCAGCCCUCUAUCCUCACCUCCAAAUGCAGCCCCAGCCCUCCUACCUCAACCUCCAUGCAGCCCCAGCCCUCUUAUCCUCACCUCCAUGCAGCCCCAGCCCUCUAUCUCACCUCCAUGCAGCCCCAGCCCUCCUAUCCUCACCUCCAUGCAGCCCCAGCCCUCUAUCCUCACCUCCAUGCACAGCCCCAGCCCCAGCCCCUCUAUCCUCACCUCCACCUGCAGCCCCAGCCCUCUCAUCCUCACCAUUCCAUGCAGCCCCAGCCCUCUAUCCUCACCUCCAUGCAGCCCCAGCCCUCUAUCCUCACCUCCAUGCAGCCCCAGCCCUCUAUCCUCACCUCCAUGCAGCCCCAGCCCUCUAUCCUCACCUCCAUGCAGCCCCAGCCCUCUCAUCCCUCACCUCCCAUGCAGCCCCCAGCCCUCAUUCCUCACAUCCCAUGCCGCCCCAGCCCUCUAUCCUCACCUCCAUGCAGCCCCAGCCCUCUAUCCUCACCUCCAUGCAAGCCCCAAGCCCUCUUAUCCUCACCUCCAGCAGCCCCAGCCCCAGCCCUCUAUCCUCACCUCCAUGCAGCCCCAGCCACAGCCCUCUAUCCUCACCUCCAUGCAGCCCCAGCCACAGCCCUCUAUCCUCACAUCCAUGCAGCCCCAGCCCAAGCCCCAUGCAACCCUCUGCAGUCCCAUGCAGCCUCAGUCCUGGUUGCUGUGCUGGCUUGUGAUUGUCUGCUUGGAGCACGGUGUGCUGGAGUACGGUGUGCUGGAGCACGGUGUGCUGGAGCACGGUGUGCUGGAGUACGGUGUGCUAGUGCACGGGACCACCGGACCUCACCCCACCCCCUCCACCCCACUGUCCACCCCUGACUCACCACUGCCCCCCACCGCCUGCCACGCCGCCCCACUCCCAACCGUUAUGACUUCACCACUCUGUCCUCCCCCUCUAGCUCCACAACCCAAUAACUCUCAAACGCACUUCCCCCCUCUCCCCCACUGUCCUCCCAUGGCCCACCCGCACCGCCUGCGCUACACUGCCAAGGCCACCUUGAUCUCGGCGGACGACCUCUCCAUGAGCUGCAACCCACUCGCUGCACCUACUCUCACCCUCCUUCCCCCACUACUCGAUCAUGUCGCCACUCAUCAGCCCCAGAUCCACACCCUCCACCCGGACCUCCACCUCUCCAACCCUACCCAUCCUCCCCGACCUCCUCAUCUCUCUAUGCCCACCACCUCUGCACACUACCUCCACUCACCACCCUACCGCGACAUCUCUUCCACCACCUCGAUCGUCUCCACCUACCCCACCCUCGUCCACCACUCCAAUCUUCUCCUCCUCUAA
Molecule: messenger RNA, 2409 nt
Organism: Salvelinus sp. IW2-2015
Lineage: Eukaryota; Metazoa; Chordata; Actinopteri; Salmoniformes; Salmonidae
Source: RefSeq, a predicted model, not a curated record